CGUCAGUUUUGCUCGCGUCUUCCUACCGCGCGCGCGUCUUUGCAUCUUUCUCUCUCUCUCUCUCUCUCUCUCUCUCUCUCUCUCUCUCUCUCUCUCUCCCUCUCUCCCCUCCCAUCUCCUUCCUCACUUUGUCGUUCUCGUACGCAAUAAUCGAGAGAGGGAAAUAUUUGGCGACGCGCGUGUCGUUGUCGGCCGGCGGCCAUCAUGGAAGAUUCGUACGAUAAACGUGUUUCAUAAACGAUUUCGGAACUUGACAAAAAGAAAACUUUGAAGUAUACGACAGUUCGAUUUUAUUGGCAUCCUCGGUGAUAAGACGUUUUCUCGAGCGAGAGGAGAAUGAGAGAUGUAAAGGGAGAACGAUCCUUCGUUGUGGUGAAAAAUGUGAACGGAACCUUGGCUACUAACAAUAAAAUCCUUUUUGCAAAGAGUGACAGCGUGCUAGUGGAUACAGAUCCAACUCGAGUUAGUAACAUGACGGCCAUUAACUCGGGUCCGGUCGGGGAGGUGGGCGGCGUUAGGCUGCCACUGCAAUCCUUACAUGGAUACGGGUCCGUGUUCAUGUACUCGUCGUUAACGAGUCCCGGCGGUGGUGGCGGCCAGGCUGCUGGAGGCGGGGGCGAAGUCACCCUCCGCCUCCGCGAACCGGAGGACAUACCGGAGGAGGUGCUCGCUCGUCUCGAGGACACUGCCACCCUUUCCAUCUCCCUUCAAGGCGAUGCGGUCCUGAGGCUAGGGCCGGCUGCCGCAGGAAAUGGCAGCUUGGAGCUGUUCGAUAACGAGAGUGGGCCGGAUCUCACGUUAUCGCCGCAAACCUUUACAUCAACGGCGGAAGCUUUCAUCAACGAUAAUAGCGAUAGCCUCGGUGUUCCGGGAGACAACGAUACGGGUAGCAGCGAGGAGUCGAAAGCGGGCACUGGGGAUCUCGGAAAACGAGGAGUAAAGAGACCACGGUCAAAAGCUUCCUCGCCGGUCAGACAAGGACCACAACAAUGUCAGGUAUGCGGAAAGGUGUUCAGCAACGCAUCGGCGCUCACGAAGCACAAAUUGACGCACAGCAACGAGAGGAAAUAUGUGUGCCUGAUGUGCGGGAAAGCGUUCAAGCGGCAGGACCACUUGAACGGUCACAGGCUGACGCAUCGAAACAAAAAGCCGUUCGAGUGCAAGGCCGAGGGUUGUGGAAAAUCCUACUGCGACGCGAGGAGUUUGAGGAGACACAGAGAAAAUCAUCAUGCCGGUAGCAAAGGAAACGAUAGCGUCAAUCCGAGCAGUCCGACGACAGGGCCUAACACGCCGAACACACCUGGUUCCAAUCCGAGCACUCCGAGUACGCCUGGCGCCACUUCGACCGCCGUGUCGAGCGGACACGGGCACACUGCCUUGAAACAACUCUUAGCCACGGAACCAACGAACCAACAACAAAAGAGUGCGUCGUCUCCGGGUGCCAGCAACGAUGGCCUCACGAAACAACAGCUCGAGCUUAUUCAGCAAAUUAUGCAACAGACGCAGCAGCAACAACAGCAACAACAACAACAACAGACGUCCGUGCAGCAGCAACAGCAACAGCAACAACAGAGAAACGGCUCGGCAAGUGCACCAAGCACCACGCAAAUGCAGAAAAGUCAAAAGCCGUCUGUCAAAUCAAACGCAUCGCUCAGCAAUCUCUCGAGUAAUUCCGGAAGUUCGAGCACGCCUAAUAACGCGCGAUCCAGCCCGAAGCCGAAAGCUUGGAACCACUCGCAGCAACAACAACAGCAGGCUCAGCAACAGCAGCAGCAACAACAACAGCAGCAGCAGCAACAACAGCAGCAGCAACAACAAGCUCAACAGCAACAGCAACAACAACAGGUUAAUUCGCCUGGAAACGGAAACGGAAACGUCGGAAAGGGUAGUCUCUCGCCGGGAAACUCAUCUUCUCCUGGAGCAGUCGUUACGUCAAACAAAUCUCAGGCCGAACUGAAACCAGUGGAGUGUAAUUUAUGCCAUAGAAAAUUUAAAAACAUACCUGCGCUCAAUGGUCAUAUGAGGCUACAUGGCGGUUACUUCAAAAAGGAUGCUGAGAAUAAGAAAAGCGAAAAAAAAGAAGUCGUCGGACCGCCUUUACAAACAGUUUCGAAUAGCGUCAGAGCACUAAUCGAAGAGAAGAUCAUUCAAAAGAGAACAACCGCUGCAGACGCGAACAUCAAUCAGCAGCCUCGGGUGAAUAAUAACAACGUAUUUACGAGUCAAGUCGAUAGCGGCUCUCAAAUCAAUGGGAAAACUGGCUUUGCUAUACCAGCACCUCCACCUUUGGCAACAAGCGAGAAAGUACGUAGGUUUUCUGAUGGAGAACAUUUUCGGCAACCGAACGUCACUGUAUGUGGGCACACGACUGUGCAAAAACAACUUCAGGAAGCGCAAACGCAAGCACAAGCGCAAGCACUGGCCGAUAUGAUACUGAAGAAUACUACAAAGAUGGCUGUAAAAAGAACCACAUCUGAUCCUGGUCAAAGAUUGCAUCUUACGUAUCAAUCGUCGGUACAAUCUACAACGAGUAGUCAACAGCAGCAGCAGCAGCAGCAACAACAACAACAACAACAACAGCAUCAAUCUCAGACAACAUCCGCCGUCACGGAAUCCUUCACAAUGGCAGGAUACUCUGAAGAUGGUGGUUACUUCAGCCCAAGUUUACAAGACGAAGUAUUUCAGCAAGUUACAACUGUACCAGAUAGCGUUCUUCCUCAUGCUACUCAAUUGGACUCUAUUCAAUUUCAGACUGCGAACUUGUUGCAAGAACAAUCUAGCGAGCAAUUACAAGACAUAACGCUUGAAGACAGAUAUUCGUCGCAACACACGGUCAAUCCAGAUCUCCAGGCUUUAGUAAACUCACCGCUCCCAGAUUCUUUGGCAGAAUUUAGUACCUACGGUGCCCAAUAUACGGAAAGUCCACACACAUUGCCAACGCAAUCGCCACUACCAUCUCCGCUUACGAGACAUGACAGCCCUAGUUUUACAUAUCCAACACCACCGGCCAGUCAGGAAGGACUCCUCACUGGGAGUCUUCCUUUGUUGAGCCCUCAAGAAGAUCCCGAAUCGGUCCGUCAAGUUUCAUCGCCUUUAUCUGCGGCUUUUUACACGACGACGAUGUCUUCGGCGGCGGCAGUGGAAGAGGCUUUGAGCGAAGUUUUGCCUGGCGAAUCGGAAGCAGAUGCAGGUCUUUACGGUUCUCCAUCGCCAAAUCCACAUUCACCUCUCCCAAGUCCACUCUCGGCAACGCCAGCACCUUCUCCUCUUUCAUCUUUGCCACCGUCCUCGGUGUCUUCUCCCGGACCCGUUACCUUUACUAACACCAGUUUUCCUGUGUCACCUCAUCACGCUCUCCAAAGUCAAAUGAUGCCAAACUCGGAAGAUCCGCUCUUAUCGUCAACACCGAAGGAUUUCACAACCGCUGGUCGCCGUAGAUUCGAAUUCCAAUCGUACAAACUCGUCACCAGUCAAAAUCUCGUCGACUUUGGCUUAGGCAACGGUAGCCUCGCUAGCAUAGUCGUCGACAAUAACGGCGAGUUAAAACUCAUUCAAACGGCAGGUUUGCCGAAGACAAACGUUCUCGUGCAAGCGGGUUCCCUUAGUCCAGCGCUUGCAUUCAAGAAGGAAAUUCGACUAGCUACACCAAAAGUCGAGCCUGUUACCGUAAAUCUCGGCCUAAACGUACAAACGCAAAAUCAGUUUAAUGCAGGACAAUUCAAUCAGCAGCAAGUCGUUAAUCCGGCCAAGUUUCUCGUUCAAACUAAUCACGUCGGAAAGAACAAUAGUUUAAGACAGAAUAAGGGGAUGAUAGGCGGCAAUCUUUCGAUACCGAUAGAGCAGAUAAAGGAAGAAUUGUUGGACGAGGAUGUAUUUCUUAGCCCUAGCAGCGUUUCCGUUGACAGCCCAAUGCGACAAUGCAGGAAAAGACAACGAAUGGAUGGCCAAUAUACCAACAGCUCGUAUUCCUAUCCAUCAAAAUUGAGGAAACUCUGCGAUCGGCAUUGGGACAGUAGUUACACUCCACCGCCUAUAUUAGAUCCUACUCGUCUUGGUUCGGGACUUUAUGCGAGACUGCAUCAAUACGAAAAAGAUUCGGAUUUUAGUUCAGAUGAUUCUCAAGGAAACGAAGGUCCACCACCUAGAAUCAACAUAGGCACCAGAUAUCAACCCACUAUUCCACCAUUAGGUUCCGACGUAGACAGAGGGAAAGGAGGACCCGAAGAGGACCAUCUUCUUUGGGAUCCAGGCAUAAAUGAUUUAGUCACUAACAACGAGUUGGAUAUGUAUUUACAUUUUGCCUGUUGUGCCGGCAUACCAGGAGGUGGAAGAAAUACGGAAUAUGCGCUUCAUUUGUUACACAUGUGUAAAGGAAAUAUUCAUGAAGCUAUGCUAAAAUUGAUGAGACCAACGCCCACGUUACCUUCUGAACAUCCGUUGCUCAGUCACGAAUGCCAUGAAUCCGAUCGUUGGACAGCACACGAGAUGGAUACGUUCUAUCAAGGAUUACUUAAAUAUAAUAAGGAUUUCUUAUUAAUUUCACGAGACUUAGGAACUAAGUCGGUUAAGCAAUGCGUGCAAUUCUAUUAUCUCUGGAAAAGACUUUGCUCCGAUGAUUAUAAGCGGCUACGCGUUCACCACGGAAAGCCAAAAAUCAAAAUUGAAAAUAAGGAUUGUAAUGAUAUGAGAGAGCUUCGCGACGCCAUUUCAUCCGUUACAGAAAUGGACUUCAACGAAGAAAAAUCAAUCCUUCAUCGUACUCUAUUACAGACAAACGAGAGAGAAAAUUCAGCGACUUUCACUACCAGCGAAGGAGAAUUAAGAUUAUUCGCCUAUGACUGCCCUGAUAGUUUUCAACAAAGUGAAAAGCAGAAGCGCACACAUGAAGUCACACAGGUCAAUACCAUCCCCCGAUUCUACGGGUCAGGAGUCUAAACGUCCGAUGCAACAAUCGAAGCUGCAACAAUUGCAGCAACCGAAUCAACAAGUAAGGCAGCAGCAGCAGCAACAGCAAGAGCAACAAAAGCAGCAACAAUCAAACGGUGUAUCCUCGCAAACUCAAGAAUACUUGCAACAACAGCAGAUAUCUUUGAUGAACAACGACACCGAUGUUCAAAGUGCAGCGCAUAUAUGGCAUAACCCAACAAGACUUAGGCCACCAUAGGGGGAGACCAUCAUAAUUCAACUUAAGUUACCUUAACGAAGGCUGUUUCUAACGGUAGGAAUUUUGAUUACGAUCGCGCGAUAACAUAAGCAGGUUCUUGUUUAUCCGUACGCGAUAAUACGAUUAUCUCUUCCUACCUCAGUGAAGUGGUGAAAAAAGAAAAA
This is a messenger RNA of Polistes canadensis, 5328 nucleotides long. RefSeq lists its product as uncharacterized. The transcript is spliced from 20 exons. Gene Ontology annotation, molecular function: transcription corepressor activity. The record is from RefSeq and is a predicted model, not a curated record. Gene Ontology annotation, cellular component: transcription regulator complex; histone deacetylase complex. The coding region runs from base 337 to 4935 and encodes 1532 amino acids. Gene Ontology annotation, biological process: regulation of transcription by RNA polymerase II; negative regulation of DNA-templated transcription. Lineage: Eukaryota; Metazoa; Arthropoda; Insecta; Hymenoptera; Vespidae.